GCGGGUCCCGGCUUCCUUACAUGGUCACGCCCGGGCUUCCAGCUCCCGGACGUCCCCCCGCCCCCGCCCCCACCGGACACGGCCCCCGCCCUGCUCGCCCCGCGCCACCCGCCUGCGCCCCGCCAUGGAGGACCUGGAUGCCCUGCUCUCUGACCUGGAGACCACCACCUCACAUAUGCCAAGGUCAGGAGCUCCAAAAGAGCGCUCCCCAGAGCCACUCACACCUCCCCCACCCUAUGGCCACCAGACACAGACAGGGUCUGGGGAGUCUCCAGGGGCCUCUGGGGACAAGGACCAUCUGUACAGUACGGUAUGCAAGCCUCGGUCCCCAAAGCCUGCAGCCCCUGCGGCCCCUCCAUUCUCCUCUUCCAGUGGUGUCUUGGGUACUGGGCUCUGUGAGCUAGACCGGUUGCUUCAAGAACUUAAUGCCACCCAGUUCAACAUCACAGAUGAAAUAAUGUCUCAGUUCCCAUCUAGCAAAGUGGCUGCAGAGGACCAGAAGGAGGACCAAUCUGAAGACAAGAAAAGACCCAGCCUCCCUUCCAGCCCAUCUCCUGUCCUCCCAAAGUCCUCAGCCACCUCAGCCACUCUGGAGCUGGAUAGACUGAUGGCCUCGCUCUCUGACUUCCGUGUCCAGAACCAUCUUCCAGCCUCUGGGCCAACCCAGCCACCGGCGGCAAGCUCCAUGAAUGAGGGUUCCCCAUCCCCACCAGAGCCGACUAGCAAGGGCAGCCUGGACACCAUGCUGGGGCUGCUGCAGUCCGACCUCAGCCGCCGUGGUGUUCCCACGCAGGCCAAGGGCCUCUGUGGCUCCUGCAAUAAACCUAUUGCUGGGCAGGUGGUGACAGCUCUGGGCCGGGCCUGGCACCCUGAGCACUUCGUGUGCGGUGGCUGUUCCAUGGCCCUGGGAGGCAGCAGCUUCUUUGAGAAGGAUGGAGCCCCCUUCUGCCCCGAAUGCUACUUUGAGCGCUUCUCACCAAGAUGUGGCUUCUGCAACCAGCCCAUCCGACACAAGAUGGUAACCGCCUUGGGCACCCAUUGGCACCCAGAGCACUUCUGCUGCGUCAGUUGCCGAGAGCCGUUUGGAGAUGAGGGUUUCCACGAGCGCGAGGGCCGCCCCUACUGCCGUCGAGACUUCCUGCAGCUGUUCGCCCCGCGCUGCCAGGGCUGCCAGGGCCCCAUCCUGGACAACUACAUCUCGGCGCUCAGCGCGCUCUGGCACCCGGACUGCUUCGUCUGCAGGGAAUGCUUCGCGCCCUUCUCCGGAGGCAGCUUUUUCGAGCACGAGGGCCGCCCGCUGUGCGAGAACCAUUUCCACGCGCGCCGCGGCUCGCUGUGCGCCACGUGUGGCCUCCCGGUGACCGGCCGCUGCGUGUCGGCCCUGGGCCGCCGCUUCCACCCCGACCACUUCACCUGCACCUUCUGCCUGCGCCCGCUCACCAAGGGCUCCUUCCAGGAGCGCGCCGGCAAGCCCUACUGCCAGCCGUGCUUCCUCAAGCUCUUCGGCUGACCGCCCUCCCGCCUCCCGCUCGCCCCCGGGGGCCGCGCCCGUGCGGAAAAGACGGAGUCCUCCCGACCCCAGGCCUUGCCCUUAGAGCUUGGGGUACCCCAACCCCGCUCUGUGAGGCCCCACCCCCUGGAGAGACCCGCCUCUAAGGUACUCUGUGUUCUCAGGGGUCAAGUUCAGAAAAGGCUCAGCCAGUUCUUAACCCACACGCCCCAAAUGCGGAUUGUCCACUGACAGAGGUCCCGCGUAAAUCCUGCACUCUAGUCCCGCCCUUGAGGGAGCCCCCUCCGGGUCCGUGCAACUCUGACUAAGCAGAGGCCAGGCCAGGGCUCCCUGCCCCCGACGCCCCCACUUUUCUGUGCACUUUUUUCUAGCUACAUAAACACACAUUCCACGUC
Molecule: messenger RNA, 1905 nt
Organism: Propithecus coquereli (Coquerel's sifaka)
Lineage: Eukaryota; Metazoa; Chordata; Mammalia; Primates; Indriidae
Gene: TGFB1I1
Product: transforming growth factor beta 1 induced transcript 1
Exons: 11
Coding region: 125-1510 (461 amino acids)
Source: RefSeq, a predicted model, not a curated record